Molecule: messenger RNA, 1384 nt
Organism: Closterium sp. NIES-65
Lineage: Eukaryota; Viridiplantae; Streptophyta; Zygnematophyceae; Desmidiales; Closteriaceae
Source: the annotation of a GenBank genome assembly
AUGAGAGGUAGGGAGGGUGGCGUCGCACAGCAAGACGUGCAGCAGCGUCGCGCGUUGGCCCACUGGGAGCGAACAGUGGCGUCAGCAUCAGCAGCAGGGGCAGGGACAGCGCCAGAGGUGAGGUCAAAGAGAGAGAGACUGUCUGCCCUAUCGCACUGUCGGGCGGCUCGGAAGAAGGGCGGCUCGGAUGCUGGGCUGCUCAGCGGCUCGGCUGCUCUGCGGAUCGGCCGCUGGGCUGCUCGGCGGUUCGGCUGCGGUUCGGCUGCUGGGCUGCUCGGCAGCUCGCCUGCGGCUCGGCUGCUGCAGCAGGUGACGGGCCGGGAUAGGCGGCGCACGGGCGGCGAAGAGCCGGGACAGGCAGCGUGGGGGCUGGGGCGGGUACCCGCACGGUCGGCGUGGGGCUGGGGACGGCGGCGCGCGGCCGGGACGAGCAGCGCACAGGGUGGCGUGGGUUCGGGUACGAGCGGCACACGGGCAUCGACGGGCUGGGGCAGCGGCGCGCGGCCGGACGGGUGGCGCACGGGUGUCGACAGGCCGGGGCAGCGUGGGGCCGGGACGGCGGCGUGGCGGGCGGCGUGGGGCCGGGGACGGCGGCGCACGGCGGGGACGGGCGGUGCACAGGGGCGGCGUGGGGCCGGGACGGGCGGCGCACAGGCGUCGACGGGUCGAGGCAGUGGCGCGCGACCAGGACGGGCGGAGACCUCCCCCGCUCUGCUGUGGACAGGGAAGGUUGGCGAUGCGUCGGCGUUCCGGUUCUACCACCCCACCUCUCGCCGUGUUCUGUCCUCCCAGGACGUCACGAUCGACGAGUCGGUCCCCUACUACCGCCUCUUCCCCUACCGCACUCCGUCCCUCCCCCGGCCCCCACUCUUCCUUGUACCAGGUCCCCCCCUGGUAGACCCCCUCCCCCCUCAGGGUCCUGCCCCUUCAGGUGUGUCACAGGUAGACGCGGUCGAGCCUGUCGAGGUCACUGGUGACUCUGGUGCUGCUGAGGGUGCUGAGCCUAGGGGUGCUGAGACUGGGGGGGUACUGAGCCUGGGGGUGCUGAGCCUGGGGGUGCUACGCAUGGGGGUGCUGGAGGUUCUGGAGCUGCUGGAGGUGCUGCUGGAGCGGGUGCUCCUGCUGGGGGUACUGAGUCGGGACUCUCUUCGUGCUGCCAGUCCUACUGUCACGCGUCUCCUUGCUACUGUCGUCACUGACCCUUGUUUCGAGUCUUCUGCUGCGUCUGCCCUCGUUACUGAGCUCGUCGACUUUGCUGCUCACUGUCGCCUAGACUACGCUGCUAGUCUUGUCGCUGAGUCUGCGUCUGUCUGUCCUCAGUCCGUCGGGGGUGAGUGUGCCCUUGGCACGGACGUCCUUGACGACAGGCAGGAGAAGUUCCAGU